Messenger RNA from Pseudogymnoascus verrucosus, 1191 nucleotides. RefSeq lists its product as uncharacterized. Lineage: Eukaryota; Fungi; Ascomycota; Leotiomycetes; Thelebolales; Thelebolaceae. The transcript is spliced from 2 exons. The record is from RefSeq and is a predicted model, not a curated record. The coding region runs from base 94 to 1101 and encodes 335 amino acids.
GAAGAACUUGAAGAAAUAUGGGUGGUUGCUGGCGGAACAUUCAAAGUUCAACAUUGGAAUUCCUUGUCCCCCUAGUCUGUGGUAACCGUAACAAUGCCCAUAAUCGAUACCAAAAUUGAACUUAACAAAGACCUCUCGCUUGUCACAUCAGCGACUGGCGAGAACAGCCUCCACAGAGCUCGUCAAGACGACCUGCACUGCCUCCCUGGCCAGGCUCGAACAUCCCUUGACAACGUUCCUCUAAAAAAAUACCUCAGGGAAGCUCUUUUAGCUCCAAAUCUCGAUAAGAUAGCUCUAUAUCUUUGGCUGGCAGUCACGCCAGACAGUGGCCACAUCUCUCCCCUCCACUUCCAAGCGGCCCGAGGCCGCAGCGUUACCGUUACCGAGAAUGCCUACCUUCACCUCGUAUGGCAUUAUGACCAGAUAUUUAUCAAACCUCUCCCGGCGUAUCUCCUCUCAUCUGCCUUCUGGGAAUACGUCGAGAAAACAGACGAAGAGGUGAGGCGGGCCGCGACAGGCUUCUUGCGAACAUACUCCUACCUUAUAAAAUAUGAAAUCGAUUUUCGAAAAGCCCAGAGUACGGAGCUAGGGCUUAUACCGACUAAUGACGGGGCACAUCCCAUCACGUACGAGCGAUUUGCACAGUUCAUCGCUCCGUUCGCAGAGAUUGAUGACGAUAACGUUACGCCUCGCUAUCAAUAUGGAGAGAUCCGCUUGUCCCGUUUGAACUGGUUUGCGCGCUUCUUGCUAGGAAGAUUGACCUAUCAUCAUAUUCACGCUCAGUGGAAUGAGUACCUUGGCAGGGUCCUAGCACCAUUCCUGGCUCUAUUCUUACUACUGUCCACGGCGCUCACUGCCAUGCAAGUAGAGCUCGCAGUGCAAAGCGCCCCUAGCGUUUCUGGGAACUGGGGCGAAUAUACUCAGAUGUGUCGUUGGGUAUCUGUCCUUGUUCUUAUUCUUAUUAUCGUGGUUUCUGCUCUGUUAAUCUUUUUUGUACUAUUUAUGUUUAUACAUGAUCAAGUCUUUGCUCAAAAAGUUUUACGCCAGAGAAGAUCUAAACAGAGAAGGUUAGAGACUAGUUUGAAAUCAGGUGUGGUUUAAAAUCGAUUCUAGUAGGAAUGCUAGCCAUCUUAAUAUACCUAACAUAGUCCCUAGCAGCCUUUAAAACGGCUUAACAAAUCAUAGCUCUCG